AUGGCGGCCGUCGAUGGGGCGAUCGGGACCAGCCAGAAACAACUCGACCUCGACGUGAAGACGGCCUUGGAAGUUACGGUAGUGGAAGCGACGCCCGUGACGGUCGAUGAAGCGGAAACGGACACCUCGUUCCUCAACAGCCUCAUCCAGCGCAUCAUGAGUGCCGGGUUGAAGCAGGAGCCCGAAGCCUACAUACCGGUCCGCCGCCUCACCCGACUAGCCGUCGAGUCGUUCAAGUCAGAGCCGAUGAUGCUCCGUAUCCCUGCUACCGAAGGCCCCGUGCACAUUUUCGGUGAUCUGCACGGCCAGCUGCGCGACCUGCGCAUGAUGAUCAACCACAUCGGGAUGCCGGGGGCGGACGGCACCGGGGCGCACUAUCUGUUCUUGGGUGAUUACGUCGAUCGCGGGCUGCAGGGCGCCGAGACGUUCCUCCUGCUGGCAGCGAUGCGAUGCCGCUACCCAAAAUCGGUUUUUCUGUUACGCGGCAACCACGAGGACCUCAACACGGCCAUCACGUACGGGCUGUACGACGAGGUGAUGGAGCGCUACGGCGAGCAGCACGGCGAGUACGUGUGGCUGCACCUGAUCUCGAUGUUCAACUGGAUGCCCAUUGCCGCCCUUAUCGGCACCAAGGUGUUGGCCAUGCACGGGGGGCUGUCCCCAAAUCUCGCCAGCCUCGAACAGAUCAAUCAGAUUGCCCGCCCCACCCUUAUCCCACCCUACGGGCUGAUGUGCGAUCUCGUGUGGGCCGACCCGGACGCGCUGGUGGCUGACCCGCGGGCCUCGUGGGCCAUGUCCUCGCGCGGCAUCUCGUUCUCAUUCGACGAGCGCGCGGUCAUCUCCUUCUGCCACCGGACCAAGGUCGACCUGAUCGUCCGCGCCCACCAGAUCAACACCGAGAUGCUGCAGCACGGCCACAAGUGGUUCGGCCAGACGGGCCGCCUCGUCACCCUCUUCUCGGCGCCCAACUACCUGAACAUGGCCAACUCGGGCGGUGUGCUCGUCGUCGACGCGAAUGACCACGGG
Molecule: messenger RNA, 1026 nt
Organism: Mesorhabditis spiculigera
Lineage: Eukaryota; Metazoa; Nematoda; Chromadorea; Rhabditida; Rhabditidae
Source: the annotation of a GenBank genome assembly